Messenger RNA from Trichogramma pretiosum, 8370 nucleotides. RefSeq names its product protein ELYS (gene Elys). The transcript is spliced from 20 exons. The record is from RefSeq and is a predicted model, not a curated record. The coding region runs from base 322 to 7356 and encodes 2344 amino acids. NCBI's taxonomy places the organism in Eukaryota, Metazoa, Arthropoda, Insecta, Hymenoptera, Trichogrammatidae.
CUUUGCAAUUUUUAAAAGCCGACCCUACUCCACGCUCUUUUGGCUUUUAUGCGGUAAUAAGAUAUAUAUGUCGCACGCGGCAUGCGGCCUGUGUUAGUUUUUUAAACGCAAUUAUUUUUACAGACAAAUCUUUGUUAGCUUGUACAAAAUUUCUGUCAAGUUUUCAAGUGCAUACUAACAAUACAACCUUAACUUAACUUCUUUCGGCGGGAAAAAUAUUCAGAUUACCGUCUGGUAUCGCAAUUUGCUCUUUUUUAAAGUAGUGAACGGUAGAACAUAUGUGUUAUCAAAGUAUCAGUGCAUUAUAAAUGUGUCACGACGAUGAAGGAAUUGGAAGAGACGAAUUGCGAGGUACGGAGUGUUGUGAAUUUCGACUUGCCACAAUGGGAAUCGUCGGAUGGUCCGGAAUCUCGCGACGAAGAUGUUGCUUUGUCGCAAACAGCAGGGACUGGAAUCACUGAUAGUUCCAAGGAAGCUGAAAAUCUAACUGGCGGCUUUCUUGGCAAUGAUUGCAAGCACUCUUGGAUGACUCGAGAUCGACAUCUAAUAGUUCUUGACAAUCGCACAGGCAAAUGCAUUUGCUCUUGGGUUUUUCAAUAUAAAGUUACCACUGUCUCAGCCUUUCCAACUAGAGAUGGUCAAGUACCAGUGUUGCUUAUUGGUUUGGAUAACAAUGCUGUCAAAAUUAAAGAUUCUGUUGGAUAUCUAUGUAUUUUUGACUGCUGCUCUUCAAAUGUUCUUACUACUAUUGAAGUUCCAGCUGGCGUUGAAAAGGCAUGUGUUAUUCAUGGAGGUAUGGCUUGGGAAGAUUACAAUGAAAGAAGACCAAAUACAGUAUUGUCUGAUAAUUCUGGGCUUAUCUUCACUGCCCUUAGAAAUUUACAGCAUAUUAUUAUUGAUGUCAACCGUGUAUUGUGGAAGGACUUUUUCCUUGAAGGAAAAACAAUUACUGCUAGAUUGGAUUUUGUAAACACUACCCACAAUACUGCUAAAAAAGCUAGAAAAGAAUAUACUCACUUAGCUUAUGACUUGAUGGAAAAAGAAAUUGAACAAUUCAUGGGAUUUGAUAGAAAAGAUUUUGAAUCUACUCCUUUGUACGAUGAAAAUUUAUGUUCAGUUUUAAUCAGUUCAGAAAAAACUGGAUGCUUAAUAACUGGUUGUCUUGGUCGAGUUAUCAUUUGGCAAAGUGAUGGUUCUAUAGGUUGGAUUAGUCCUCUUUUUGAUGAAAAUGCAUAUGUCACUCAUAUUGCUUUAAUCGAACCAUCUGAUGAUCCUAGACCUUUUUAUUACUUGUGGAUUGCAUGCCAGAAUGAUUCACCAGAUUCAUCUGCUGUUCUUCGCAUGUAUGCUAUGCUUUUUUCCAAAAAGCAAAUAUCUUCCUCGUCGUCGUCAUACUACUAUGACCUAGAAUCAGAUCCCAGUUUAAAAUUUGAACUGGAACUUGAUAUAGGUGAACGUAUUCAUACUCUUCAGCCUAUAGAAAGAGAAUGCCUUCGUGAUACAUCAGAUAUCUCAUCUAUACGUGGUGAAGAUUCAUUGUUACUCAUUGGUACCGAUGAUCGUGUUCUGAUUUUUGAUUUGAAUCGUUGGUAUAAAGAGCAAAUGCCAAGAACCAUAACUGAGUGUCGAAAUCCCAAUAGUGUUAUGGCUAGCUACAGAACAAAGACUGAUGAUAUGGAGAGAAAAAAUGUCUUUAAUUGUGCGUUUGUGCCUAGAUCACUUAAAGAAUUUAUCAGUAGGGGUCCAACAUCAAUGGAAGAACUAUUUUAUCCUAAUUCACUAAUGUUGGAGUGGGCAGAAAUGAGUAAUGAUGGUGUUACUGGUUGGUUGGCUAGAGGUGUCCAGACUGAACUGUUAAGAGAUAUUACAAUCGCUGGCCCGAUUGUAUUAGUGAAACCAUCUGAAACUUACCAUCGCUGUUUGAGUGCUGGUUUGAUUCCUUUUGAUUCAACUCUUCAAGAUCAUCCUUAUCGAGCUGAAGCAGCUCAUCAACGCGAAAUGUUAUUGUCUUUGUGUCUUGAACAACGUAGGACAAACUUUUUAAGUAAUUGCGGUCGCGAAUGGUCGGAUGGUAGUGCAUCUUAUCUUUACCCCGAAUUUUUGCGUUGGGGCGUACAACGUGCUUCAGAGAUAAAAAUGCUCGCCGACCAUUUAUGUAUACCACUUUUUGAUCAUUCUGGAACAACUAUUGGUGAAGCUGAAGCAAAAACAUUAAGAUUCUGUGAACAACAGUUAGAGUGCUUAACAAAUGUUAUAGGAAGCUUACCUCGUAUUGAAAAAGAUUUGGAAAAGCAGAGAAGAGCUUUAAAAAGAAUUGCAACUUAUCUUCAGGUGCUGAUGUGGUUUUAUGAUGUUAAUCUCUUGCCUGAAACUCAGUAUGUAGAUGAAGAAGAAGAAGAAGAAGGAGAAAUAGCACCAACAAAUCUAAAUAUCCCGUAUCCAAAGCAAAAACUUGUUGAAUGGUACAAAAAGAAAAGAAGUUCUUAUUCCAGUGGAGACAAGAAAGACGAAGAUUGUUUGUUUAUUGAUCAUUUGAUAUCUCAUGAAUGUUUGCCAUUAAGAUUGCAGUGGGAACGCGAGAGUAUUGAGGAAUCUCCAAAUGCUGGUAGUGGAUAUUAUCCUCCACCAUCACUCCAAUCAUUGUUGAGAAUUUUCUUGACCGAUUGCCAUCGUGAAGACCCCGCUUCAAUUACAGUUACAUCUGAAGAUCAUGAACAAGGCGAGCAAGAAGAUGAAAUGAUAAUUGAAGGAGAUUCAGCAGAAAUUGAUAGUAAACAUAGUGUUACAAUAUAUUUACUUAUGGAUUUAGCAAUGCUUCUUCAAGGCACAUACCCUAGUAUCGACCGAUUAAUUAAAUAUCCUUCAGCAUUUAAAUUGAGCCCAAGUUUGAUUAAAUUAACCCAAGCAUUUUGGUUGUUAGAUCAUGAUGAUUUUGAAGGAUUUUUUAAAAUUGUUACCGGCCAAUUAAUAAGUACUACCGAUUUGAAAGAGUGGCAUCAUAAACUGGCUGUUAAAACACUUUUAAAAAAUGACCAACACAAAUUAGCUCUUGUAUAUCUACGCAUUUUAAAGCCACCUUUAUCGUCAUUAGAAGAUCAAGGUACUUUAAUUAGUCUUACAGUUGGUCAAGGAUUAGUAGAAUCAGCGUUUCACUCUCGACCACCGUCUCACUAUGCACAACUGCUAACUUGUUUCUUUCAAAGCUGUCAAAUGAAUGGCAAACUGAAGGAAGUUCUCCAGCUUGCUCUUGAUAGCGAAGAAGAGGAAGCUUUUAUCAAGUUUCUUAAAAAAACGGGGAACGAAGAUGCUAGAUUGUUUUAUUAUUUGCAGAGAGGAAGGCAUACCGAAGCUAGUGAUAUUUAUGGUCCAAACGCUAAAUACACUACUAACAAACCUAUCAUUCAUCCUCUUUCAAUGAAAAUGCUUGGGGCUUUUAAUGCAACUCUACCAACAACAACGCGUCAAUUUGCAAGCACUUUGACGAGAAUUAAUGUUAACCCACCAAAGAUCUUACUAGAUUUGAACAAUCGCAGUUAUCCACGCCCGAUGUCUCAAUGUCGAGACAAAACCCGGGAGAUUCACGAAAUUGCUUUCACUAAAACUCGUGAAACAUGCUUGAAAAGUGAGAAAUUAAUUCACGGUUCUGGGCAUAUACCAUUUUUAAAUGCACCUGCAUCAACAGUUGUCUUUUGUUCAAGAACUGCUGUUAAUCAAAAUGACAUGAGCAUUUCUAAUAAAAUAUGUUUUGCAAGUAAAAAAGGCAAAGGUAAACGAACGUUGCACAUGUUAGAAGACGAAGAAAUUUUAGAAUCGGGUGUCUCGGAAAGAAAAAAGCAGAAACUAAGCGGUAAAGGUAAACCAACCUACGACCGAUCGCGUCGCCUAAGUAUGAGUCAAGUCUGUGAUACACCUUUGGUACAACGUAAAUUAGCUCAAGAUGUAUGUAAGACUGGUAGUCUAGCUACUGAAACACCUCAAUCUAUUCUGAAAAUUCGUCAAAUGCUGAGAAACUCGAAUUCUCCUGCUUUUGGAAGUUGGAAUGGUUCGGGAGAACGUUCUAUGCGCAAAACACCAGUUUCUAACAUUCGGUCUGCCAGGCAAAUUCGCUUCAGUAUAGAUAGGACGCACAAUGGAAAUGAUUCUUCACUUAUGGACGUCGAAGACAAUGGUGUUACGGAUUAUAAUGAAGAUAAUAUGGGCCAACGACCAACCAGUGUCGCUAAUGACUCCAAGAACACGGAAGCAUCUGGAGCGAAUGAAAGUUAUCACAGUUUGUGUGAAGGCAGUGCAAUUUUAAGUGAUAACAGUUACACCAAAUCUUUCCACGGUCCAAAACCAAGACCUAGCUACAGACGCAGCAGUACUGCAUCCCGGGGAUCUAGUACUUAUCUCUCACAAAAAUCAUCGACAAGUGUUGAUACUACUCUUGAUGGCUCUGUUUUUGAUGCUUCAUUGGCGAUCAAACCCCAAAGCACUGCUAAUUUGAGUCCUCGUAAAUCUAUUGUUUCUGGAACAACUUACAAUGAAUCAAUCCUUUCGGAAAACACUAGCUAUGUUGAUUCUUCAAUCGAAAAUUAUUUUGCACCACCACGUCGUCGCGACGAAGAAAGUACUGCAUCAGAAAUUGAUGAAGAAGAAGAUGAAGAAGGUGUUGAUGAAAUUAAUACAGAAAUUAUAGCAAAAAUUACCGAUACUGGAGUCGAUUUUGACUCAUCAAUAAAACCUAGUGAUGUUGACUACGAGCUCAAAAUCAGUUCACAAGAUGAAGAUGAAGAGAUGCCCGAUGAACCCAUGGAAAUUCAGUUUGAAGAUGAUGAAGCUAUCAACACGUCUGUCCCACAAUCUCAAGAAAAUGAAAGUAGCGGGAUAGAUGCUUCUGGUCCAUCACCCGCAAAAAUGAUGAAAGUUGUGACUUCAUCUCCAGAAUCUUUCAAACAGUCUCAAAAAAAUCAAUAUGACACUGAGAAAGAAUUGCCUCGCAAGUCUGAAGAAUCUUUUCAAAGUAUCAAAGAAUUUGACUAUCAAUUUUCAAAUCCAACUUCAGUUAUACGUACAGAUAAAAUCAGAAAAUCUAUGGGUAAUCAAUCAAAUAUUUCUACUGAUGGUGAAAUUGAAAAUUAUACUCUAACAAAGCCAAUAUUUUUGAAUGAAUGUGGUAUUGUAAAGUGUAAUGAACAAUUAACAGAUGAUGAAUCCAACGAUGACGACGUUGAUGAAGUAAAUAUAAAAGUCAACCGAAAUGAUGACGAUGGAGAAGAAUCUGAACUAACUUUAAACUUGUCAAGUUCAGAUGGAUCUGGUACUGAAAAAAAGAGAUUGAAUUACAUUCUUAAUCAGCGAAAUGACGAGGAAGAAAGUGGCUUGGGAAAAGAGACUUCAUCUUUAGUUGAGAGACUAGCAAAAUCUAAAGAUUCUGAACAUCCAGCAGAGCCUAUCGCCGAUGAGAGCAAAAAGGUAACUUUGUCGCGACAUUCCUCUGUAUCUUCUUUAUCAAGUAAAAGUGAGGAUAUUGCUGAUGAAGGCACACCACUUAGAAGAAGCGCACGGCGUCAUGCAUCUACUAGAAGUCAAGAAUCGACUCCGACUAAGUCAAAAAUAUCUAAUAACCCAACUACUGCAAAAAUGCUGUCUGAAGUUACAAACAUUAGUCCUAAAAAGCAAAUCAUUACAGAUCUCACAGAAAAAUUAACAUCACCCGUGAAAAUCGUAAGUAAAGCACAACAAUCAAUUGAAGUAAAUGAAUCGCCUUCUUCAACAGAAGAAGUUGAUGUUUCUUUGCCCGUGGAAAAAAUUACUCAGAAACGAGCAACGAGAGCAUCGUCACGAAAACCUCAAGAGUCACCUAAAAUUGAAAAGGCAAAGAAACCUACAAGAAAAACUAGAGCAACAUCAGUUGUUGAGGGAGGAAAUGAUGAAAUUACAAAAGAGAAAAUUGUUGUACAAGACGAUACAACUAUAAUUGAUAAAAAUCAAGGAUUGAAAUUAGAAACUUCAGUAGCUCCAAAAAAGAAAUCGAGUAGAUUACCCAAAACAAAGAAAGAAGAACAAAAAUCUGAUGAAAGUACUUUAAUUGAAGAUAAAGUAGAAACGAAAAAGAGUAGAACAAGAGCGACAAAACUUACUAAGGAUACAAGUAGUGAUAAAAAAGAGGAAAAACUAGAAGAAAGUGAUGACGAAGAACAUGAAGAUGUAUUGCCGAAAACUCGUUCAACACGCGCUUCUCACGAUAAAGAUGCAGCAGCCAAACCAUCUAGUAGGAAAGGAAGAACAGGUUCAGUGGCCAAAGAAAUUGUAGAAGAUGUGCAACCAACGAGGCGGACGCGUGCCACUUCAGUUGUUAAGGAUGAAAUUAGUGAACAACAGUCUAAUGUAAUCACGAAAAAACGAACUCGUGCGGCUAGCAUUGCUAAAGAAGUUUCAGAAGAUAAAAGUAAAAUUAAAAAAUCAACUCGAGCAACAUCUUUGAAUAAAGAAAUUAGCCAAAUAAAUGAAACUCAAAAAAAUACAAGAACGAGAGGACAAUCACUCCCUAAAGAUAUAGUUCAACCUCAAGAAAUACUAAAAUUAACAUCGCGAAAUCGACGGUCAACGAGUCUUUUAAAAGAAGUGAUUUUAGAAGAAUCUAUUUCUCAACUUAAUUCACCAGUCAGCAAUAAACGUAACCGCAUUGCACGUCUACCCAUUGAAGAAACUACUUCAGUCACAUCAUCUCCUGCAGGAAAUACACGUAGUCGUCGUUCAUCGAUACAAUCUGUAACUGAAGAUGUUGACGAAAAUUUAGCAAAAUCAACGAAAACUAAUGAGUCUAAAGAAGAACCACGUUUACGUCGUGCUGUAAGUGUAGAUUCGAGCAUUGUUGUGCCAACGGGAAAAAGAUUGACCAGAGGGGCCCUGGCAAAAACAUCAAUUAUUGAAGAUGUUAUACCAGAAGAAACUGAAUUAGGCAAAAAAGUAGUGCCUUCUAGAAAGAAACGUGCUGCUUCUGUAUCAACUGACAAAGUUACUGACGAGAUAGGAAAAGCUAAAAUAAUUAAAAAACAAACAGAAGUGCGUAAAACUAAACGAGGAAGAAAAAACAGCGAAAGUAAAGAUUUUGAAUUCUCACUACCUGAACAUACUGAUGGAUUAACGAAUGAUUCUGACAAUGAGUGUCGUACUCCUAAAUUCAAAUUUUCAGAACCUGCUGGGUUUCAGAAAUUUCUUUCGCCGAUUCGCGAUGAAGAGGACGAGUCAUCCGAAGAAGUGACAGAAAAUAGUGCAUUAUUGGAACGCGACGCUAAAUCAGAAACUGCACGUACGACAAGAGCAAAGGGGCGAAUAACACGCGCUCAAAAAACCAAAGGACACAGCCAGUAACAGCAAAAUCUUGUUUGAGUAAAAGUUGACUCGGAAGCGCGUUAAAUUAUGCGGCGUUUUUUGAUAAAAUAUUAUGUAGUAUAUUAAUUCUGUGAGAAAAAUUGUUCAUUGUUUUCGAUUGCAUAUUUUUUAUUCCUCUAAUCUUUAUUAGACUACUCUUUGUUGUUAAUAAAAUAAUGAAAGUGAACGUAGCCUUUUAGCACAAACAAACUUUUCAAAAAGUGUAUAAUAAUGUUGUAAAUAAUUUAUUGAUGCAUCAUGUCCAUUCAAUAAAAAAGGUAAAAGGGUAAAAGUCUAUCAUAACUUACUCUUAAAUAUUGGAUUAAUCCAGGUCCUUGCAAUUUUUGUUAAUUAAAUUAAAUUGAAAGGUUUAUAAAAUGCAAAAUAAGUGGAAACUUACUUAGUAUACAUUAUCGGAAUGUAAUGAUCUUUAUUUAAAUUUGUUUAUUAUAUAAAUAUACAAAUAUUAAACUUAGAACAUUUGCAUUUUAAAUACAUACUGAUAAUUAAUACUAAUCACUUUUCUAGUAAUCCACAUCCUGGAACGUAAUAUUAAUAAGUUGAAGUGUUCUCUGCGUGUACUUCGAAUUUUUUUAAUAUUAAUUUAGUAGAAAUCAAAUUUGGGAACAAUCCCUGCCUUUCAUUUGGAUAGAUAAGAUAAUAUUUUAAUCGAGUAUAUUUUAGGCAUUUUCAAAUGAUGUAUAAUUGAAAUUCAUCAAGUUAACAUUUGCAAACUAAAAUCAUUGUUGAAAGAGGAAGUAAUAUUUUUACAAUAAAAUGUUUAUUUUUAUUUAUAAAAAUCAAGGCACGUUGGUGAUAUUUCGUGCUUUGUUUGUAAAAGGCACUGCUUUAGUUUUUCAAUAGCAAGUUUUUUCCAAUCAUCCAAUGGCUAUAAACGGAAAUGCUCACUAUCAUAAUAUACUCGGUAAAAAUACAAUUUAGAUUUAAGGUCGGUGUAUACAUUGUAAAAUUGUAAGUACUUAUAACUAGAAUACAACAUGUAAAGAGAUUAAA